Molecule: messenger RNA, 2133 nt
Organism: Striga hermonthica
Lineage: Eukaryota; Viridiplantae; Streptophyta; Magnoliopsida; Lamiales; Orobanchaceae
Source: the annotation of a GenBank genome assembly
AUGGGCUCUCUGUUUCUGCAUUCUGUACUGUCCCCGCCAACUAAUUUAGAGCCUCCAUUUUCGUUUUCUUCGCGGCGAAGUAGGUUCACUCGCCGAAAGAGCAGUACUACUUCAGUAGCUUGUUUAGAGAGAGAAAGUACAAAAGAUGAAAGCUUUUGCAAGAGGAGAGCGAUUCUUUACAUGGGUUUUGCGGCACUACCAUUUGUUAAUAGUAAUAAUGCCCUAGCUGUUGAAGGAUUUGCUGCAAAAAAUAAAGAAUUAGGAACUCUAAGUCCAAACCAAGCAGCAGAGCAAGCAGUUAAAGGAAAUUCGUCUCAGAUGCCAUUUUUAUCACUUCUUAAUGCGCUUGGAUAUCUGGGCUCGGGAGUUCUUGCUGCUCUCUAUGCAUCACUGAAGAAGGAAAAAGCCACUUCAGAUGCCACUAUUGAAUCUGUUAAUUUAAAACUGAAAGAAAAAGACACUACUAUUUCCCGCCUCGAGAAAAAGUUCGAGUCUGACCUAUUAAAUGAGAAAGAAGCUCGAAAGAAGGCACUCACAGAAGCGAAUGAGGAAAAGCAAUCUCUAUUAAACCAGUUAGAACUUGCAGAUGGUACAGUAAAAAGGCUCGGGCACGAUUUACAAAAACAGAAAAAAUUAGCCGAUGACCAAACUAUCCAAAUUGAGGGUCUCCAAACUGACCUCAACGAGGCCCAGAAAAGAAAAAGGGCACUUGAAGAAAAAUUGAAGGAAGUAUUAGAUUCGGUAGACGUUCUGCAAGAAAGGGUGAGUUUACUUUCAUCAGAAAACAAGGACAAGGAAGAUAAUCUGGAGAGUGUAAAUUCUAAACUUGCCGAAAAAGAAAACGAGCUUAAUAGGCUGAGUGUCGUUUACAAGCAAACUCAGGAUCAAAUAAGAAGCUUGAAUUUGGAUAUUGAAGGAUUGAAGGGUUUAAUCGGGGAAAAGGAAAAGGAGUUGGAACUGAAGAGUACGAUUGUAGAUAGUUUGAAUGCAGAUUUAAUCGCUUCACGUGCUGAUGUAGACGAGACAAGCAAAAAUUUGGCUUUGAUUGUGAAGGAAUAUGAUCUUUUUAAAUCGUCAGCAGAGAAAAAGGCAGCUGCAGAUGCUGAACUUUUGGGAGAAAAAGAAAAAAUUAUCGGGCAGCUUCAGGAGCAACUUAAGGUCUGUCUGGCUGACGUGGAAGUAAAGAAAUCUUUGAUUUUUGAUUUGACUUCCGAAAAAGAUGGUUUAACUGAGGUUCUCAACAAUGAACUGACAAACUUGGAGAAUCUCAGGAAAGAACUCGAAAUCACAAAGGAAACUUUGGAGAAUUCAAGGAAUGAAGCUUCUGAUCUCGAAAAACAGUUCCAGGAAUCGAGAAAGUCGUGCUCAGAGCUCGAAGCUGAAAUCUCCAAGCUCAAGACCGAGUUUGAAGAAACUCAAAAUUCAUUAAAAAUGGAUUUGGUUGAAACCAGAAAGGUGGCCGAGAUGUUAUCUGAAGAAUUAAGGUCCACAAAGGAUCUCAUAAUUAAAUCAAAUGAAGAGAAAGAAACUAUAUCCCAAGAACUAGCUGCAUUAGUGCAAAAACACAACUCCUUACAAAAUGAACUUGUAGAAGCCCAUCAAAAAGUCGAAAGUGCCGUUCGAGAACUAGAAGAUGAAAAGACGACCUCGUCCUCGUUGCAUGAAGAGAUAAAGACGUUGACGGACCAAAUUUCUGAAGACAACGAGAAAAGGAAGAUUCUUGAAGUGAACUUAGAAGAGUCAACCGAAUCACUCGACAAGGUAAAUCAUCAUGUCUCGAAUCUUUCCAAAGACUUGGAGGCUGCAAAAUCCCGGGUUUUGAGCUUGGAGGAUGAGAAAGAUUUGAUCUUGAAGACCCUUGACGAGCAGAAACGGGUUUCUCAGGAAGCUCGGGAAAAUUUGGAGGAUGCAAAUAGUCUUAUCACGAGGCUGAAGGACGAAAGGGGUAACUUGGAAAGCAGAGGAAAAAAAUUAGAAGAGCAAAUGGCGUCGGCGAAGGGGGAGAUAUUGCGGCUAAAGACUCAGGCGAACGAUAAAAGCCAGCGGAAAGUGGAAGUGGGAAAGAAGAAUACGGUGUCGGCCAAAAAGGUCAAUCGGAAGAGGAAAGUCGACAUGGAGAACGAGGAUUCAUAA